Molecule: messenger RNA, 1733 nt
Organism: Cryptomeria japonica (Japanese cedar)
Lineage: Eukaryota; Viridiplantae; Streptophyta; Pinopsida; Cupressales; Cupressaceae
Exons: 7
Coding region: 184-1038 (284 amino acids)
Biological process (GO): vesicle-mediated transport
Cellular component (GO): membrane; Golgi apparatus
Molecular function (GO): small GTPase binding
Source: RefSeq, a predicted model, not a curated record
AAGGAAACAUCUAAAACCAUGCAAAUUGCCCAUUUGCGAAACGGCGCUAAUUCCAAGAGAAGAAGAAUAUUAAUACUACAUUUAAUCAACGGAGGCUGAAAAAACAGUACGCCGACUAAGAUCUGAGUAAGAAAACUAUUGACCGCAUGAUCCACUAGAACAAGAAGAAGCAUUUUGGCAAAGAUGAUGUCCAGCGGAUAUACCCACAUCGACAAUCAGAAUGUUUCCGGAUCUGUGCCUGCCGUUUCAAGUCCGGAUCAUGUUCAGUUGAAGUUUCCAGAGAGCAACUUACAGACCUUCCCUCCUACUGAAACACAAGGCAAGAUUACCGGAACAUUCCGGCCCCCAUCGGAUGCAGAUGAUUCCUUUUCAAGGCCUGGUCCUGGUGGAGCUCAAGAUAAUAAUCAGCCUAGUGGUUGGCAGAGAUUUUUUGGUGUUGCACCUUACCAGCCAUACUUCGAUGUGGAUACAUCUGAUGUCUUGGAGAGGAUUCGGGAUUCCCUACUUCCGUACAAAGGCACCUUUUCUGAGAAAACCCUUAACAGCCCAGACUUAUAUGGUCCAUUCUGGAUAUGCACCACUCUUAUAUUUGUUGCUGCAGCAUUGGGAAAUGUGGUAGCAUAUAUUGCCCACAAGACCCACCACAAACACUGGGAUUAUGACAUAAAUCAGGUUACAUGGUCAGCUUGUCUAUUUUAUGGCUAUGUUGCGGUUGUGCCUCUAGCUGUCUACUUUGUGUUAAAGUAUCUUUCCGUACCAUCGGGUCUUGUACAACUGUGGUGCUUGUAUGGCUAUUCUCUCUUUGUAUUUAUCCCAGCAUCAUGCUUGUCAGUCAUUCCAUUGGAAAUAUUCAGAUGGGUAAUAGUUGGCGCUGCAGGGUUCUUGUCAGCAACGUUUCUUGCCCUUAAUCUCAGAAGUCACAUCAAAACUGCCAGUGAUAGAUGGUUUCUUAUAGUGGCCGGAAUUUUUUUGUUGCAGUUGGGCCUUGCUGUCAUACUAAAAUUAUAUUUCUUCACUAUUGUAUUGGGGAAAGAAUGAUCUACUUUGGUUAUCAGUGCUUCUAGUAGUACAGUUCGGUAGAGGCUAGACGGGUUUUAAUUACUCUCCUGGCAGUGUAGCUGAUUGUUUAGAGCAUAUGUAAAUUGAUGCUCUCAUUUUUUCUGGUAAACAAUAAGUGCUCCUUAGAACUAAACCUGCAACAUUUCCUGCUAGGCACAUCUGUUAUAACAGAAUUUUUGGCCGGUGUUUGGAUCUUGUAUUAUUCUUGGAAUGAAUAUCUAGAAAAAGUCCAUAUUAUAAACAUUCAACAUCAUUGUUAGCAUUGUCCAAAUCAUGCCAGCCAGUGUGAAGAAUUGUUGAAUUUCAGUAACGGUGUAAGAGACUGGUUUUUUAUAAUAGCAGGAGAACGACAAAACAGAAUUGGAGAAGACGAGGGGAAUCUAACUUUGGCAUAACAAGCAUUGGGUACUCUUAUUGAUGGAGCAUUAAGGACUUCAAAAAGAUAAAGUUUCUAUGCAGAUGGAAUUUUUGAUAAUAUUAUGAUACUGAAAUGGUGAGAACUUAUUUUAUUUGCCGCCUAAGUAAUUAGAACUUCGACUAUCUUGUUAAGCAUACUUUAUAAGAAAAAGUAUUAGCAAAACUUUGACGCUAAUAUUAUUAUGAAUGCAACUAAAGUUUAAGUUGAAUUCAUUGUUAAAAUUCCUUGUUAUUAAUAAAAUAUAAAAUUCAUUUUA